AUGGUGGUAAUCUGGAUGGCGGCGGUGACAAUCGUUCUAACCUUCGUCGCCGUGGAGUUCCUAGGUCUCGCAGUGACCCUUGGAGUGCUCCUGGGCGCGACCCGUGGGCUUGCGUGUCGGUUUCGGGCCCACCGAAGAAGCCGCGCAAGCAGAUGUAUGCUCUUCGGGAAGCUCCUCUCCGUCGUGAAGUUUCUGGUCUUCGUGAUGGUCCAUGGUAUAUUCGGGGAGUUUCUGAUGUUCUUCGUGGAGUUUCUGCGCGAUGUGAGGUUUCUGAGGAUCGUCGGGGCGUAUCUGCUGAUCUUCGUGAAGUUCCUGCGGUUCAUGGAGCAGUUUCUGAUGAUUGUUGUCCUCGCGUUGAGGUUCCUCAUCAAUGUCGUGCUGUUAUUUCUCCGGUUCUUUCUCCUGGUGAAGGCGUUGUCGCUGAUGUUAUUCGCGGAGUUCGUGCUGAUCUACAUGAUGGUGUGGCUCGUUCUGUUCAUCACGAUCCUCGUUCACGUAGUGGUCAUGAUUAUGAUGUUCACGUCCCUGCCGAUCUCCUUCACGAAGUCGCUGAUGAUCGUGGCCCUGCUGGUGUUCAGUCUGCUCGUCAGCCUGGCGCUCUCGCUCUCCGGCGCUGGCCUGCCGACGUGCCUGCGGUGUGGGUUCUUCUUCCUGCGCUACAAGACCUUCUUCAGCGACCUGCGGCUGAUCGUGUCUUUCUUCAUGGCGGUCUUCGGGUUGGCGAUGUGUGGGUACUUCUGCCUCCUGUACCUGAGUUUCAUGUUUCGACUCUGGUGGAUACCUCGCUGGGCGCCGAGGUCGUUGCCGAUACCAUUCGUCAGCAUGGUGUUCGCUUAUAUCGAGACGACCUGA
Messenger RNA from Prorocentrum cordatum, 852 nucleotides. NCBI's taxonomy places the organism in Eukaryota, Dinophyceae, Prorocentrales, Prorocentraceae. The record is from the annotation of a GenBank genome assembly.